AAACAAUAUUCUCUCAAAAAUACAAACAUGUACAUACAUGUUGCUCACACAUUAUGGUAGCUGUGCUAUAUAGAGUGAAUUUACACCUUUGCCAUUAACAUAUUUAGAAAUAACUGAAAAAAGCACAAAUGUCAGUGCAUGUCAAAACAUCCCAAGGGCCCCAAAAACCCCUUAGACCCCAGAGGGUUAUAGCCAGCCUCAAAAUUUGGCUAAGUGUCACCAUUAAUGAUUGCAUUGUAUUUUCUUUAUUUGGUGUAUACAUCAAACCGUUUUUUAUCAAUUUUGAAUUGAUGGAGAAUAUGUAUUUUGUAAAUGUAUGUAGUGUAUUUUUGUUUAGUGCUUGCUUUGUGUCUUCUGUUUUGGUUUUGUCUACCUGCCCAGGGACAACAGAUGCAAAUUAGCUGUUAGCUAACUCUGGUACAAUUGUUUAAAUUGUGUGCUGUCCCUGUCAAAUAAACAGUAAAUUAAAUUAAAGAAAUAAAAAUUUGGCAUUUAUCGUGAUAUUAUCGAUAUUGACUGAUAUAGAACAAUUAUUGAUAAUUUCUUUUGGCCAUAUAGCCCAGCCCAAUCGUAAACACGUUUGCCUGUCCAGUCCUCAUCGAUAUAGUACACCCACUUCAGAAGACUCUGAGUUGAAUCCGGAGUGUUUGAUUAGAGAGGCAAACAAAAUGUGCACUAGAUGUGUAGUUAUCUUAUUUGCCAACGACAUGAUAAUGACAGCGGACAACAAUGCAGCCCUCAUGUCACAAUAUAGUGACAUGAGGGUAUGAGUAAUAUAUUAUAAUAUAUAAUACAAUGAGUUUCUGAGUUUAUUUUCUGUCCUUAGUCUGCAUUUUUUUUUGUUUAGGUGUCCUUAUACUAAAAAUUGGUGCUGGAAAAAGUCCUUGAAAGUCUUAUUUCUGUUGGCUUUGAUGCCUUGAAUUGUUUUUUAUGUCUGCUGUUUUGUGCCAUUAAACUGGUUUCAACUUGUAUUGUUUGUUUUUGCUUUAGACCUGAUGCUGCUGAAAGAGGAGAGUCAAGAACCGAAUGGAAUGGAAGAGAAAGAUCAGAAUGAGAAACAUGAUUUCGUGACUGGAGAGAAAUCCACAAAGAUGGAAAAGACUCGCUCACAAAAAAGAGCUCAAAAGACCAAACCUAACAGUAAUUUCACUUGCCGUCAAUGUGGAAAGAAAUUCAGUAAAAAACGAAACCUGGAAAUCCACAUGAGAGUUCACACUGGAGAGAAGCCUUUCACAUGCCAACAGUGUGGAAAGAGUUUUACUCAAAAACACAACCUGGAAAUCCACAUGAGAGUUCACACUGGAGAGAGUCCUUUCACAUGCCAACAGUGUGGAAAGAGUUUCACUAAAAAACACAACCUUAACGUCCACAUGAGAGUUCACACUGGAGAGAGUCCUUUCACAUGCCAACAAUGUGGAAAGAGUUUUACUCUAAUGCAAAGCCUUAAAGUUCACAUGAGAGUUCACACUGGAGAGAGCUGUUUUACCUGCCAACAGUGUGGAAAGUGUUUCACUCAAAAUCACAACUUUAAUGUCCACAUGAGAGUUCACACUGGAGAGAAGCCUUUCACAUGCCAACAGUGUGGAAAGAGUUUCACUAAAAAACAAAACCUUAAAGUCCACAUGGUAGUUCACACUGGAGAGAAGCCUUUUACAUGCCAACAGUGUGGAAAGAGUUUUACUCAAAUACAAAGCCUUAAUGUUCACAUGAGAGUUCACACUGGAGAGAAGCCUUUCACAUGCCAACAGUGUGGAAAGAGUUUCACUCGAAUACGAAACCUUGAAGUCCACAUGAGAGUUCACACUGGAGAGAAGCCUUUCACAUGCCAACAGUGUGGAAAGAGUUUUACUCAAAUACAAAACCUUAAUGUCCACAUGGUAGUUCAUGCUGUAGAGAAGCCUUUCAGACGUUUUACCUGCCAACAGUGUGGAAAGAGUUUCACUCGAAAGCAACGCCUUAAAGCCCACAUGAGAAUUCACACUGGAUAAAAGCCUUUCAACAGUUGUAAAUAUUGGACAUCACAUUAUCAUAUAGAGUAGCUAUAGUUUAAUUGUAUUAAUAAAUGACAAUUUUGCACUUAUUUUAUCUGUUUGCUCUCAUUUGUUCCUACUCACUUAUUACACG
Molecule: messenger RNA, 2124 nt
Organism: Pimephales promelas (fathead minnow)
Lineage: Eukaryota; Metazoa; Chordata; Actinopteri; Cypriniformes; Leuciscidae
Biological process (GO): regulation of transcription by RNA polymerase II
Cellular component (GO): chromatin; PcG protein complex; transcription regulator complex
Molecular function (GO): RNA polymerase II cis-regulatory region sequence-specific DNA binding; DNA-binding transcription factor activity, RNA polymerase II-specific
Source: RefSeq, a predicted model, not a curated record